Nerophis ophidion (straightnose pipefish) is the source of this 6039-nucleotide messenger RNA. It is a transcript of the gene znf608, whose product is annotated as zinc finger protein 608. The transcript has 9 exons. Bases 51 to 4193 code for a protein of 1380 amino acids. Lineage: Eukaryota; Metazoa; Chordata; Actinopteri; Syngnathiformes; Syngnathidae. Gene Ontology annotation, biological process: regulation of transcription by RNA polymerase II. Gene Ontology annotation, cellular component: nucleus. The record is from RefSeq and is a predicted model, not a curated record.
CACACGGCUUGGUGUAAUCCUACAUCAGUGAAAUAGUUGUUGAUGGGAAAAUGCUCACUGAUGGUGUCCUGAACACCACGUCAUUGUGCGCAGCCUUUAGGACACCAAGCUCCGCCCCCUCCAGGCUGCGAGGUGAGGAGGAGAUGAUUUCAUCCUCCAACAACGUCAACAACAACAACAGCGGCGGCAAGGAGGACCGGAAGGAGAAUCAUGUCGUCCGCGGCUGGAGGAGGAAGGAGAAGCGCGGAGACAGCUGCUCUCCUCCCUCCUCUUCCUCCUCCCUCCUCUUCCUCGCGUCUUCCGCCCUGCAGGCCCAGCGUCUUCCCGACAACACCACCUUGCACCUCCCACGCACUCCCGACAACACCACCUUGCACCUCCCACACACUCCCGACAACACCACCUUGCACCUCCCACACACUCCCGACAACACCACCUUGCACCUCCCACACACUCCCGACAACACCACCUUGCACCUCCGACACACUCCCGACAACACCACCCUGCACCUCCCACACACUCCCGACAACACCACCUUGCACCUCCCACACACUCCCGACAACACCACCUUGCACCUCCCACACACUCCCGACAACACCACCUUGCACCUCCGACACCAGCUCUGCGGGAAAAGCGCACUGGAUUACGGCGUGAGGAGCAGCGGAGGAGGAGAGGGAGGAGGAGGAGGAGGAGGAGGAGGAGGAGGAGAGGUGGUGAGGAGGCCGCAUGACGACUCCAAAGAUAAGGUGGAGCCCAUGUUCACUCCCACGCCCCCCCUGCCCCCGCCCGCCGCCCUCUGCCCUCCGACGCCGCCCUCCUGUCCCCGAGCCAAGCCGAGGACCAGGUCCGUGGGCACCGACACGCAGGACGCCGGCGCCACCUCCGGGCCGGACGGGGACUGGGACUCGGCGGGCCCCUGUCAGCCCGGGACCAGCAUCAACCUGGAGGGCAUGGUGUGGCACGAGACGGAAGAAGGUGUGUUGGUGGUCAACGUGAGGUGGAGGAAGAGGACCUACGUGGGAACGCUGCUGGACUGCACCAAACAUGACUGGGCUCCUCCCAGGUUUUGUGAGUCUCCAUCCAGCGAUCCAGAGAUGCCAUGUGGGCGUGGCCGUGGGAAAAGGAUGCGGCUUGCAAUGGCGGAGCGUCCCUGCGUCGAGGUCGCCCCUGCGGUAAAAGUCCGGGGUCUUCCGCAGCACCGGAGCCGGGGUGGCGGCAUGGCGGCCUCACCCGUCCACAGCAAGGGUCGCCGAGGCAGCUUGAAGCUCAUCAGCAACUGUCGGACUUCUCCGUCUUUCUUUACAAUGGAGGGCGGUAACGCUGCUAACGGCGCCGCCGUCCUCCUGUCUGGAAAGAGAAAGAUCAAGUUGCCGGCUGAUCUGGACCUCAGUUUGGUUUCCUCGGACAACAUUACGAAUGGGAAUGGGAAGAGGAUUCGAGCAAAGUCCCGCAGCGCCCCCUCCACACCUCAAGGCAAGUCCGACCCCUCGUUUAUGGACCCGGAGAGAGGUGGCACCUCCUCGCCACCUCCGCUACCCAUUCUCAUCGACUGCCCCCACCCCAACUGCACUAAACGCUACAAGCACAUCAACGGGCUGCGCUACCACCAGACGCACGCUCACCUGGAAGCGGAGGAGCCGCGGAAGCCGUAUCGGGACCACGUGAAGGACAGUGAGAGUGAGGAAAGAUUGUCAGACUGUGAGGAAUCCGUCAGUCACAUGACGUAUGACCUCUCGGAGGCAAACAACAGCCUGACUAAAAAAGCAGCACCCUUGUACAAGGUGACCACUGUGGGUUCACCCAAGAAUAGACGGCUGCUCCUCAGUACAGACCACAGUUCUCCUUUUAUCUCUAAAACCAGGAGAAGCUCACUGCUCAAAGACGGGCUGAUUGACGACCUCAGCAACCUGCCCAUCAUCUCCAACAUGACAGUCGUACUGGAGAACUGCAUGGUUGCAGACAGGAGCUCCGCAAUAGAGAUGCCCAAGCUGGAAGCUGAAGGUCUGAUUGACAAGAAGGUUCUUUGUGACAAGAACAAAACAGCUAACGGGAAAGUGGAGAAAUUGUCCAAGUCUCGCACCAACCGGCAAAUUGCCCCAGCACCCGCCCCCCCCAAGCUAAUCGCUAUACCCAAUGCGUCGUAUCCUGGGGUCCCUGCAGAUGCUGCUACCUCCCAGCAGCCUUCAACCAUUGCAGAAGUGGUUCUGAGCAGUAAGAAUGUGUCCCUGAAGGCCAUCAAACCAAAGCUCAGCAUCGUCAUGGAGCCCAGCCUUGUCAAAGACAGGCUGCUUGGCUGCAAAGAAACCAGGAAGACGGAGAAGAGGAGGCUGAAAGACAAACACGGCAGGGAUGCACCCACGAGAUUGCCUCAUGGCGAUGACAGCGGGAUCAAAAUAGAAGACGGCACCGCCAAAAUAAGUGCAAAGGAGAUCUGUGGGAGCCUCCUGAAGGAGCACCUGAGCAAGCAGGAAGUGAUGAACGGCUUCAGCGAGAGUCAGGAGAGCAGGAUGGCAAGCAUCCGUGCUGAGGCCGACAAGGUGUACACCUUCACGGACAACGCUCCCAGUCCAUCCAUCGGCUGUUCAUCGCGGCUGGAUGCCGGCGGAAGUUGUCUGCCGACGUCCGACAGCAAGACCAACAGCCCCGCCUACUCGGACAUCUCUGAUGCCGGUGAGGAUGGCGUGUCCUCUGAAAGUCGCUUGGAUGCAAUCAGAUCCAAGUCUGUUUCUACUGCUGAGCUCAACGCUACCAGUAACCAUAGCAACGCCAGACGGACACCCCCUGCAGGACCGGGCCCCUCCUUGAAAGAGCCCCAGUCCCCAUACUACCACAGCUUUGAGCCUUACUUCCUGCCGGGUUACGUCCAGGCCGACAGGCAUCACGAUGCUAAAAGUAAAGAGGAGGACAAUGACUCCCCCCGGGACUUUUCUGACUGUAAAACAGGUGAAGGGUCAGCUCCGUCUCAGCUCCAGCUGGCCAUGAGUCAGACGCAGACCGCCUUGGCCCAAUCUCUGUACUAUGGACAGUACUCGCGAGGACUUUACAUGGACCAGAAACUCUUACUGGCCACUAAAUGCUGUGAGCAGAAGAGGGGACAUGGGGGACGAGAGGGCGAGGAUGUCAAACAUCUGGGUGGUACCUCGUCCAGUGAAGUAAAAUGUCCAGAAGGGGCAAAAGGGUGCUGUCCAAAAGCCAUCCUGACUUAUUUGGAGGUGAAUGAGCAGGGAGAAAGGGGUCUGGCCGUGAAGGUGGUCUCAACCAAAGACUGUGAUGACAUCCAUUCAGCGUCCACAAUGUCCCAACAUAACCACAACAGUCACAGUGAGCUGGACUCAAACCUUUCCUACUCCAGUCCCUCAGACGGCCCGACGUGGGCUCAGCCCAUGGUUCACAGCAAAUACUCGGAGCUGCAGAGUCCACUUGGAGAGGGAGCCAAUGAAGAGGACGCAGAAAGAUCCAAAGAAAGAGGGACCACCAUGGAAGCUGCUGGGCCCAUGUCUCCCAUGGCGAGAGGAGGCGGCGGCGGCGGCUAUGAUGCUAAAAAACCCAUAGUCCCUGGAUCGCAAGAUGUUACACUCGUCGACUCAGAGGACUCGGAUGGCCUAGACGGGCUGCAGGAGCCGGUGGGGACCCUAUUGGGGGAGUCCCAGAGUGCCCGGGUGGCAAUCUCUCCUCCCUUGACCCCCCAGCAGCCCUACAUGCAGUACCAGCACUCCUCGUACCCGCCCUACUUGGCCAUGUGUGAGAGCGACGAGGGCUCCUACCGAGGGGUGUCUCCCACCCUGGUCCACAAUUACACUGGUUUCCCCUACCCUCUGUACGGUAAAACGGCGGGCAGAGAAGAGUCAGAGGUGACUCUGCCUUGCAGAGGAGGCGUGGUUAGUGGCAAACAGGGCAGGGACUCAUCCUCCUCUUCCACCAUGGAGCUGCUGAAGCAAUGCCACCAGUUCCACGGGAAGUCGCCCGCUGCUGGAGAAAAAUGUUCCCCUGAGGUGGAACAUGGGAUGGACCGCGAGAGGAGCCGUGUGUCGUUGGGUCGCCAUCUGCACACACACCAUCACACACACCUUGGCGUCAGUUACAACCUGCUGUCUGGACAGUACAACAUUUACCCAGGUCUGAGCUCCAGGUCGCUGGUGUCGGGUCAGCAGGCGUCAGGACGCUCCUCAGCUGACAGCGACGUGAAGAAGUAGGACCAUGACCUGACCACGGGCAGGUUCCAUGGUGUGAAAGAAGUAGGACCAUGACCUGACCACGGGCAGGUUCCAUGGUGUGAAAGAAGUAGGACCAUGACCUGACCACGGGCAGGUUCCAUGGUGUGAAAGAAGUAGGACCAUGACCUGACCACGGGCAGGUUCCAUGGUGUGAGAGAAGUAGGACCAUGACCUGACCACGGGCAGGUUCCAUGGUGUGAAAGAAGUAGGACCAUGACCUGACCACGGGCAGGUUCCAUGGUGUGAAAGAAGUAGGACCAUGACCUGACCACGGGCAGGUUCCAUGGUGUGAAAGAAGUAGGACCAUGACCUGACCACGGGCAGGUUCCAUGGUGUGAAAGAAGUAGGACCAUGACCUGACCACGGGCAGGUUCCAUGGUGUGAAAGAAGUAGGACCAUGACCUGACCACGGGCAGGUUCCAUGGUGUGAGAGAAGUAGGACCAUGACCUGACCACGGGCAGGUUCCAUGGUGUGAAAGAAGUAGGACCAUGACCUGACCACGGGCAGGUUCCAUGGUGUGAAAGAAGUAGGACCAUGACCUGACCACGGGCAGGUUCCAUGGUGUGAAAGAAGUAGGACCAUGACCUGACCACGGGCAGGUUCCAUGGUGUGAAAGAAGUAGGACCAUGACCUGACCACGGGCAGGUUCCAUGGUGUGAAAGAAGUAGGACCAUGACCUGACCACGGGCAGGUUCCAUGGUGUGAAAGAAGUAGGACCAUGACCUGACCACGGGCAGGUUCCAUGGUGUGAAAGAAGUAGGACCAUGACCUGACCACGGGCAGGUUCCAUGGUGUCAACUUCACCUCGCUGAGAGGCAGAGGACAAAAACAAGUGUCAGUAGCGCCACCUAGAGUGCGUGGUCACUACAGGCUCAGGACAGGAAGUGGAGCUUUUGGGAGGAGGAGUCAGUGUACAAAGGAGUGAAAGAUGUGAUGUUUCCAGAAGGUUCUGACUGAAUGUAGUACAGAUGAGCCACAUUAUUCUAUGGUCCAGUAACUUUGCAAUGUUGUCUAGUCUUUGUGUCAGCGUAGUAACUUGGUUGUCACUCUCAUGAGCACAUUCCACUUCCUGGGGCGGCCAUGAGCACGUUCCACUUCCUGGGGCGGCCAUGAGCACAUUCCACUUCCUGGGGCGACCAUGAGCACAUUCCACUUCCUGGGGCGACCAUUCCAUCCUUCAUUCAACACAAUCCUCAUUCAAAGCAAAGCCAUUCUCCCAAGAUAUGAAUUGGGAUAAUAAUUACAUGACACUUUUUCAAAACAGGUUGCAGGUUAGAAAAGCUCCUUCUGGUUUCACGGAGAUAGACUAAAACGGUCUUUUAUAAAACGUUUCUUAUUAAAAAAAAAUAUAUUAUUUAUUUAUUCAAAAAUGUUAAAUUGAUUGUUGAAAAAUGGUGAAGAUUUGAUUCAGAAUUGAUUCUUUAUUUAACACAAUCGUCAAUUCAAACCAAUUCUAGCGAUUUAUUAUUUGGUGAUAUUUUGCGUGGUGAUGGCCUGAAGACAACUCUUUUCUAAUUGUUUCUCAUUAAAAAUGAUAAAAUUACAACAUAUUUAUAAUUGUUUUGAUACAUCUUUAAAACCUUUUUAAAAUUUGGACCAGAAUCCAUUGUCGGUUCAAACCAGUUCUCGUAAAUCAAUUUUUGAAAAGGAUCAAUCACUUCAGAACCUGCGUGAAUAAGAAUUGUGUUUGGCACAUGAAUGGAUGAGGAAGUGGGGCCCCUCUCAUGCUGCUGUGGAUACUGGCCACACACACACACACACACACACACACACACACUCACACACACACACGCACGCACACACACACACACACACACACACACA